UCGGUCUUCGCCCAACCCCACGCCCGGUGAGGGUGUUCUUGGCGCCCAAAUUCAAAAUAUCUUCGUUUGGAGGAUAUUCGCUAGGGUUUAUGACGAGGGCGGUAUGCUCCUCGCGAAUCCACUGCCUUGUUUCAAGGCUUUGGAGCUUCAGCACAGAUUUUCUCCGAGAAUUCGAGCGCUGCGCUCCCGGUGGCGCGGCGCCAGAGCAUGCUCAUCGUCGGCGCCAUUCGAGACUAGUAAGUGGAAUUUGGUUGUGAGUUUUGUGGUUUUCUUCUGCUGCUACAAGUCGGGCCAGCAGCAGGAGCAGCCUUGGAAGAGAAUUCGUGAUGAGCAAGAAGAAUUUGAUGCUGGUUUUAUCCAUAAUUUUUCCGGGCUUGUAUCUAAAGGGACUGAGAAGCUCCCACAUUUGAGGAACCGGGUGGAGCGUAUGAUGCAGGCUAUCCAGCUGAGGAAAGCAAUAAACUACAACAUCCCCGCUUCAAAGAUCUUGGAAGCUCUCACCGCUGCUAAUUGUCACGAGCCAUACUGCUACGAGCGCAUAGAACUUCUCGGCGAUGCGUAUCUCAAGUGGGCCGUGAGCACCAGACUCUAUCUAAAGUUCUCAGAUUUUCCGGAAGGAGAGCUCACGAUCACGCGUGGAAAGAUCAUCUCAAACUCGGCGCUUCACUACCUUGCCUUGGAGAAAGGACUUGAGACUUACGUGAGGAUAAAUCCUUUCGUGCCUGGAAGAGAGCCCACGGAUCUCCAAGAGCUCUCAAGUAAAGUCCUGGCAAACGUGGUGGAAGCACUGAUCGGAGCUUACUACGUCCACCAUGGCGACAAAGGUGCUCGGCACGUAGUGGAGUGGCUUGGUAUCGAGACAGGCUUUAGCGAUGCCGAGCUCCAGAUCGCCAGGGCUGGAAGUGUUGUUUCUCCAGAGGUUCUCAAUUCGAUCGACUUUGAGGGGCUGGAAAACACACUCGGGUAUAGUUUUAGAUCGAGAAAUCUGCUCGCUCAGGCUCUCACGCACUCUUCUUCUCGGCAAGCUUCCAUGGUUCCUAUUUACGAGCGUCUCGAGUUUAUAGGUGAUGCUGUGCUGGACCAUCUCUUGACAAGGCACAUAUACUUCUCCUACAAGGACUUACAUCCCGGGCGCUUGACAGACUUGCGCUGUGCAGCUCUUAACAGCGAGAGUUUUGCUCGAGCAAUGGUCAAGCACAAGCUCCAUGCUCAUAUCUUGCACGAAUCGAAUGACUUCCACUCUCAAAUAAAAACUUAUGCGAAACAUGCGCUUAAUAUGGAAGAGAAUGCCAUCUAUUCGUAUGGUUUUGGAGCUGUCAAGGCACCGAAGGUGUUAGGAGAUGUUUUCCAAUCACUCGUUGGGGCAGUCUACAUUGACAGUGGCUUAAACUUGGAUCAAGUCUGGAAGGUUUUUGAGCCAUUGCUACAGCCGCUGGUGACACCAGAAGCAGUUCCAAUCCAUCCAGUCCGCGAGCUCUACGAGCUCUGUGACAAGCACUUGAAAAAACUGGAAUGGGAUUACUCCUUGUCCGGGGAUCUGUUCCUAGCCAGGGCUCUCGUCGGAAACAAAGUUCUCGGCCGUGGUACAAACGUCCAAAAAAAGAUGGCGAAGAAGCUGGCGGCCAUCAAUGCAAUAGCGAAGCUCGACAAAAGCGCGUCCCCUCUAACACCGUCUCAAGAAGAAAAAGCGAGUGGAGAAUUCUCAAGACAGGCGCUACAUGAGCUGUGCUCUCAGAGAGGUUGGCCAUGUCCAGACUACAACACACACAGUGAAACCGGGCCGGCCCACGCAAAGAUGUUUACAUGCACAGCAUCGGUUCGUAUCGAGCAAGGAGAGAAACAAGAAUGCAUCGGUCAGCCAAGGCCUACGAUCAACAAGGCCAAAGACUCGGCAGCAAGGGUGCUUAUGGAAACUUUGCAAAAAAGUUAAGUCUUUUCGUUCUUUGUAGAGCUUUGAUCAUUUCAACGAAAGUUAAAAAUUUCAUGUUUU
This is a messenger RNA of Selaginella moellendorffii, 1990 nucleotides long. RefSeq names its product endoribonuclease Dicer homolog 1. Gene Ontology annotation, biological process: siRNA processing. The transcript is spliced from 6 exons. Gene Ontology annotation, cellular component: nucleus; cytoplasm. The record is from RefSeq and is a predicted model, not a curated record. Bases 104 to 1930 code for a protein of 608 amino acids. Gene Ontology annotation, molecular function: ribonuclease III activity; RNA binding. Lineage: Eukaryota; Viridiplantae; Streptophyta; Lycopodiopsida; Selaginellales; Selaginellaceae.